This is a messenger RNA of Aspergillus niger, 822 nucleotides long. RefSeq lists its product as uncharacterized. Gene Ontology annotation, cellular component: membrane. Bases 1 to 822 code for a protein of 273 amino acids. The transcript is spliced from 5 exons. Gene Ontology annotation, molecular function: serine-type endopeptidase activity. NCBI's taxonomy places the organism in Eukaryota, Fungi, Ascomycota, Eurotiomycetes, Eurotiales, Aspergillaceae. The record is from RefSeq and is a predicted model, not a curated record.
AUGGCCACUCCCGCCGCACUUCCGCCGCUACCCUUCAACCCGUCCAGGGUACGGUCUUACGUCCUCCGCCUACCGCUUUUCACCCGGCUCGUGCUUCUAGCGAUCAUUGUUUUCUGGCUGCUGGAGCUGCAGACAAUUUGGAGCGUGGUACAAUGGGGCUCCGUGAUACCGGAGGAGGUUGGAUUCGGCACCAUGUACCGUCUUAACACCUACCCUUUCAUCCACUUGGGAUUCUUCCAUGCCUUCUUGAAUAUCCUGGCGCUCACUCCCUUGUUGGAGCGCUUUGAGGCCGAGCAUGGCACGUUGACCGCCGUUGCGCUGUUUAUUGGGCAAACACUGCCGUUGUGGGUUCAAGUAUCUGGGUCUUCCUUCUCCUGGGUUCCGAGGCCAUUCGGACUUUUAAAUCAAACCCCUACUUUAGGUAUGUUCGAGCACGAGUCUGCUUCAGAGUUCUCGGCUAAUACAGCUUCAGUCUCGGAUCGACCAAGAUUCCCACAUGGACGUCGCCCCUGUUCGCAUGCGCUCUUGUCUCGAUCCUUGUACCUAACACCAGUUUCCUUGGCCAUCUCUGCGCUAUUCUGGUUGGAUACUUGCCUAAUCUGCUCGACAGUCGGCCUCGGGGUCCUCAAAAUUUUCGUUCCCCCGGAGAAGGUUUUGAGAUGGAUUGAAGGUAAACUCAACCUGCUCGGUAGACUGCCACACUAUGUGUCAGUGGAUCAGAAGACGUACGGCCGUUAUGGUGUCCUUCCAACGACUACCACCGGCGGAGAAAGGGGAACCCCGAUGAGCUUCCUCGGCUCAUCGCAACGCCUUGGUCCGUGA